This is a messenger RNA of Lithohypha guttulata, 1152 nucleotides long. It is a transcript of the gene HYM1, whose product is annotated as Hym1p. Bases 1 to 1152 code for a protein of 383 amino acids. Gene Ontology annotation, biological process: intracellular signal transduction. Gene Ontology annotation, molecular function: protein serine/threonine kinase activator activity. The transcript has a single exon. Lineage: Eukaryota; Fungi; Ascomycota; Eurotiomycetes; Chaetothyriales; Trichomeriaceae. The record is from RefSeq and is a predicted model, not a curated record.
AUGGCGUUCUUAUUCAAUCGAGGUGGGCGACAGAAACAGCCAGCUGAACUGGCUCGUUCGUUGAAAGAUCUACUACCAAAAUUGUCUGACAAUGGCUCCCCACCCAAGGUCGAAGAAGAGGUGGCCAGGACAAUGUCUCAGAUGAAGGUGAUAGUGCAGGGAACACAAGAAGCCGAAAGUAGUCCUGAAGAGGUUCAUAAACUCAUCCAUGCCAUUAUACAAGAAGAUCUGCUCUACGACAUAUCGAAGUCAGUAAGGUUAUUGCCUUUCGAAGCAAGAAAGGACACGCAGAUACUCUUCUCCCACAUCCUGCGAUUCAAGCCCGCCAAUGCAGCACCAGGCGACCCGUCCGCAAUAUCCUACCUCGUCCUUCAACGUCCAGAGAUCAUAAUCGAACUAUGCCGAGGCUACAACCACGCUCAAUCAGCCAUGCCAUGCGGCCAAAUCCUCAGACAAGCUCUUGCAUAUGAUACAAUAGCCGCUGUCGUUCUCUACGACGAGUCCCAGCCUGGCGAGCGUGCCGUUCAACUAAAAGAGGUCGAUGUCGGCCAUCGCCAAUCUGGAAAAGGCACAUUCUGGAAUUUCUUCCAAUGGAUCAACAAAGGCAGUUUCGAAGUCAGCGCCGACGCAUUCACCACCUUUCGGGAUCUCCUCACGAAACACAAACAGCUAGUCUCACAAUACCUAGCCACAAACUAUGAACUCUUCUUCACGCAAUACUACAACCCCGUCCUCCUCCUCUCACAAUCAUACGUCACGAAACGGCAGUCGAUAAAACUCCUCGGUGAGCUAUUACUCGACAGGUCGAAUUACGUCGUCAUGACACAAUACGUCGCGUCCGGAGAUAACCUGAAACUCACCAUGAACCUCCUGAAAGAUGACCGAAAAAUGGUCCAGUACGAAGCAUUCCACGUCUUCAAAGUAUUCGUUGCGAACCCGAACAAGAGCGACGAAGUUAGGCGCUUGUUGAUCAAGAACCGGAGCAGAUUAUUACGGUUCUUGCCGAAUUUCCUGGAGGGUCGUACGGAUGAUGAUCAGUUUCUGGAUGAGAAGAGUUUCCUUGUGAGGCAGAUUGAGUUAUUGCCUGAGGAAGGCAGUGAGGCUGCUAGAGCGAUGCUGGGGCAGGGCCAGGCUGUGGACGCUGUGGCAUAG